Messenger RNA from Megachile rotundata (alfalfa leafcutting bee), 399 nucleotides. It is a transcript of the gene RpS21, whose product is annotated as ribosomal protein S21. Gene Ontology annotation, cellular component: ribosome. Gene Ontology annotation, biological process: translation. Gene Ontology annotation, molecular function: structural constituent of ribosome. The record is from RefSeq and is a predicted model, not a curated record. NCBI's taxonomy places the organism in Eukaryota, Metazoa, Arthropoda, Insecta, Hymenoptera, Megachilidae.
UUUGCACAUUUGCGAUACAUGCAAGAGUGUUGUCAUAAAACUUUCUUUUUAUCGCGAAGCCAUUUUACCGUGUACGUCUAGGAACUAAAUUCGCAACAAUGGAGAAUGACAACGGAGUACUUGUUGACUUGUAUAUUCCGAGGAAAUGCUCGUCAAGUAACCGUAUAAUACAUGCCAAGGAUCAUGCAUCUAUUCAGUUAAGUAUUGCUGAUGUUGAUCCUGAAACUGGACGUAUGACAGACUCCCAAAAGAUGUAUGCAAUCUGUGGGGCUAUUCGUCGCAUGGGUGAAUCCGAUGACUGUUUGGUACGCCUUGCAAAAAAUGAUGGCAUAUUACCAAAAAAUUUUUAAUGUAAGAUAAAUAUUUUACUCUUUAAAUAAAAUUAUAAAAAACCAAAGA